UAAUAUAUAUUUUUGUUUUAAAUUAGACAAAAGGCACAGAAUUUCGAUAGUGACCCACUUCAUUUGAAAAAUGAGGUUUCAGUCACUGUCUCAUUGGGACGCAGCCAUUGAGUCAGUCAUAUCAGUGAUAGUACUUUUCCCGAUCAGGUGGGCGUUUCCUCACUGAGGGGAGCUCCUCUCACUCUGUAUCUCGCUCUGGAUGCUGCUGCUUCCGCUGCUGCUAUUCAUCAUAAUAAUCGGAGAGAGAGAGAGCUGAUAAGGCAACAGUAGCUGCUGCAUGUCUCUGCGUAUGAAUUAUACAGACUGAGCCUCUCUCUCUCUCUCUCUCUCUCUCUCUCUCUCACACUCUCUCUCUCUACAUGCUGCUGCUGCUGCAGCUGCGGGCUGGAGGAACUGUCUGCACAGCGAGCGCCUGCUGACUGACUUUAAAGAGCUGAAGGAGAGGGAAGAGCUGUUGCAUAACCCGCAGAGCACAGCGCGCGCACACACAUACAUGCACGCGCACACACACACACAUGCACACACAUACACAUUACAGAGGCACGCGCACCGCACACUGGCAGCAGCGGUGGCGACAGCAGCAGCGCUUUAUUUGAAAACCCAAUGGCGCCAAUACAGGAAAAUACCUUGCGUUAGUCUAAAACUGAGUGGUUUGCGUGUUUUUGCGUGAUUCUCACUCUGCUGGACUCAGCCGUGGAUUAUACAUUACUUAUCCAGAAAUGACUCGUUAUGCUGGACCUUUGGAGAGGAGCAGGACGCAUCAGUGCGUAAAACUACAGUGAACUUUGGAUGGUCUGUUUUUCCUCAGCUAUGCUGCUGGGCGCUGUGCGCGUUCACGUUCUUCACCAUCAUCAUCAGCAACAGCAGCAGCAGCUGCAGCUGCAUUAGCAGCAGGAGCAGGAGCAACAAUAGUAGCAGUAGUAUUAGUAGUAGAAGUAGCAGUAGCAGUACCAGUACUAUGGACCUGGAGCCUUCCGAGCCUAAAGACUGUUAACUGCGUCUCCCAGACUUCAAACCUGCGUUUCUCCACUAGAAGCCGUUCAAAUGCUGGAAUGGAUGAGCGCUGUGUGCAUGCUCGUCCUGGUGGCCACAUUCUGGCCGGUGUUGAAGCGCUUGUUGGAGGCAUGCACUUCAGACACCGAGCAAACCAACAAGCCAGUGCAAGUGCAGCAGGAGGGUCCACCACCAGCAACACCAGCAGCAGCAGCACCAAAACCACCAGGACCACAAGGACCAGGUGCAGCCCAAGCUCAAGCUCCACAGCUUGCGUUCAUCUGCAAGCCCUCCGCCCUGGCCAACUACCUGCUCCAGCACUGCAAGAGCUUCUGCAGAGCCGACUCAACCGCAGCCCCAGCCUGGAGCUGGAGGAGCUUCCCCGCUCUGCAGACCCUGUUCGGUGCUCUCUGGCCUCACGAGUCCACCGUACAUUUCGUCCGAGACCAUCUACAGCUGACCGACGACGGACUGGUGGCUCUGGACUGGGCUGUUGGUGGUGGUGGUGCUAGUGGUGGGGCACAUCACAUUAAGAGGAGAAGGACUUCCAGCAAUUCCACCAGCCCCAUUCUUCUCAUCAUCCCCAACUCGUUUGGGAAGAUCACAAGGAAUGUGCUGAAGCUCUGCGAGGCGGCUCUGAGUCAUGGCUACCUACCCGUGGUGUUUAACCGCCGCAGUCAGAACAGCACACCCCUCAGCACCGUCAAGCUGCAGCAGUUCGGUGACCCGGCUGACCUGAGGGAGGCUGUGCGCUACAUUCGCUAUCGGCAGCCGGCCGGUCGUCUGUACGCUGUGAGUGAAAGCACGGGCUCCGGACUCCUCCUGUCUUAUCUGGGGGAAUGUGGUUCAUCCAGCUAUGUGACCGCCGCUGCCUGCCUGUCCCCUAUUUUCCGCUGCCAGAGCUGGUUCGAGAGUGGUCCCUCCUGGCCCUUCAACUGGGCCCUAGUGCUCUACCAGAAGAUCUGCCUUAGCAGGUACAGAACAGCGCUGAGCGAGGUGAUCCACACUGACAGCCUGUUCUCCAGCAGCUCUCUGAGGUCCAUGGAAGAGGUGCUCUUUUGCCAGGCUGGCCUGAAAGGGGUGCAGGUCGAGGGGGCCUGGGAGGCCUACUGGGAGCGGAACGACCCGCUAAGGGACGUGGACGAGGUGGCCAUCCCCGUGCUGUGCGUGUGCAGCCGGGACGAUCCCGUCCGUGGUGAGUCUCAGGCCACGCUGCCCCUGGAGCUCUUCGAGAGCAACCCGCACUUCUUCCUGCUGCUUUCUGCUCAGGGUGGACACUGUGGGUUCUCCAUGUCUGAGGAGGACCCCAUGCUCUGGAGCCACCAGGCUCUGCUGGAGUUCUUUAGAGCCACCACAGACUUCUUCGCCGCUGAGGAGAGGUCUAAGCUGGCGGCGAGACGAAGAGGGCUCAGUGGGGCUGGAAAGUCUUUCCGUCAUCGCAGCGUGAGCACCUGCAAGAGGCAGCCUGUCUGCUCCCACAACAUCCAUGCGAUCUACAACUGGCAAAGGUCCUAUACCAGAUGAUGAGCACUGAUGAGUUUCUUUAACUUGAAAUAGGAGUUUGGGGGAGAGCUGUGUGUUGUGGACCAAGGAUGCAGUGACAAUCACAAAAUCUUGGAUAUGCACGUAUAUUCAGUCUACACAAAUAUUUUUUAUGUAUCUGAUCUGGCCAAAAUUUAUUUUAAAAUAUAUUUCUUAAUUUUGGGCAAGACAAUAUAAUUUCGAUAUUAAUAUGAACAAUAUAAAUGCCACAGAUGCAAAAACUGCCAAACAUGCCCACAACAGAAAAAAAAAACUUCUGAAAAUUGAAUUUUGCCCACUGUAAUGUCUGUUAGGCCAGUGAAUUUUGUUGGAUAAUAUAUUGUACUGAAAUUAUUGCAACUGCCGAUAUAUUUUAUUGUAAUUUAAAGGUUAAAAAGUUAAAAGUUUCAUGCCACUGAUUUAAUGAUAAUACAGUACCAUAAUAUUGCAGUUACACAUUACAUUUUAAAAAGCAAUUAACAUUUAAUUAUUGAGACAUUUUAAUCAAACUAUAAAAGUUCUUAAAUGUCCAACACAAAUAAAAACAUAAAAAAUUUAAAAACACAGUCAUGUUAAUGGAUUAAUCACAAUGGGUACUAAUGAGGUCAAUAAAUUACAAAUUAUUGAGGUCAGCAAAUUAUUAAGGUCAUGUCCAUAUAUAAAGUUUGAUAAAUUGAUAAUGAUGUUAUUGUGACAUUCUCUGAAAAUGUAUUUUGAAAAAUAUGAAGAAACGUGUUUUAAAGGAGAACUCCGAUUUCUCAGUUUUAAAGGAGAAAAGCGAUUUAUGUGCAGGGGCAAAUUAUGCCCCGUUAAAACCCAUUCUAGUCUUUUCAGAAAAAAAUGCACAAAAUUACUGUAAUCUCGGAAAGCUGCGGGAGAACGGAGGUGGGCUAUUCAACCAAGGUUAGUACUCCUUAUCAUGUUUUACUACACAAAAAGUCAGUUUUACACUGGAGUUAUCCUUUAAAAACAUCUCAAUACUAAAAAGAAAUCAUAUCUACACACCAUACAGUAUAUUGAUAUUAAAUUAUUGUCUAGAUCGAUUUUAUUCCAAAUUAAAUACCAGAACUGAAUAAUUGAAGUGAUGUAAAAUAACUUGACUUACCGAGGUAAAACCAUGGUGCUUCCAUUCUCUCUAUAUUUCAUUCCCUCGUUUCUUGUGUUUGAAGUUUUGAAGAUCUCACUGUGUUUAAAACAUCUUGCACAUAAACUGAUGAACUGAUUAAGCUCCUCAGGACUUGGGCAUGCAGUUUUCAUGAGACGUCCUCUCUGUGUGAAGAAUGACUGACUAUGUUGUUAUGUCUGAGGAGCUCUGGGAAGGUGGAAUACCUGUUAUCAGAGCUUUACAAUGGGAGAACGUGUAGGAUAUUUAUACUUGUCUCAUUAAUGUAUGUUUAAGUGUGUGUUUUGUUUGUGUGUGUGUGUGUGAGCGUAUUUGUCAGAAUUGCUAUGUGUUUUGUAUUCCACACUGAAGUUUGCAGGGUAUUUUUCGGCAGUGGGUGGAACUAGACUGUGGUUUCUCACUGAAAACCCAAAAGCUGGGUGGUAUGCCAGUUUCCCCCCAAGUGUUUUUACUAUUUGUACUACAGUUCUACUGUCCAAUCUGUGUUUAGUUGUUAAAUUAUAUACAUGCCUGAUGAAGGAUGUUAAAUAAAUAAAAGAUUUAUCUAAACCACAGCCUCUAGUUUCAUGUUUAUUCAAAGGACACUGAUAUGCUAAAUGUCAUGGCAGAUGAGACCUGCAUGAUACACUAUAUUACUGACAAUAUUUGCUUGUCUGCUUUUCACAUAUGACUCUGGAAACAAAUAAGAGACCACUUAAAAAUUGUGAGUUUCUUUGAUUUUACCAAUUUAAAAACCUCCUAAAUAUAAACAAGAGAAAGAAGGAUGAUCACAAGCCAUCAAACCAAGCUGAACUGCUUGAAUUUUUGCACCAGGAGUGGCAUAAAGUUAUCCAAAAGCAGUGUGUAAGACUGGCGGAGGAGAACAUGCCAAAAUGUAUGAAAACUGAGAUUAAAACCAGGGUUAUUCCACCAAAUAUUGAUUUAUGAACUCUUAAAACUUUAUAAAUAUAAACUUGUUUUCUUUGCAUAAUGUGAGGUCUGAAAGCUCUGCAUCUUUUUUGUGAUUUCAGACAUUUCUCAUUUUCUGAAAAUAAAUGCUCUAAAUGACACUAUUUUUAUUUGGAAUUUAGGAGAAAUGUUGUCUGUAGUUUAUAGAACAAAACAACAAUGUUCAUUUUACUCAAACAUAUACCUUUAAAUAGCAAAAUCAGAGAAACUGAUUCAGAAAAUGAAGUGGUCUCUUAAUUGUUUCCAGAGCUGUAAAUGAACUUGAGUGACAUCCCAUUCUAAAUCCAUAGGAUCCAAGAAUGCGGAAAACGGACAACUUUAAAAAAAUAUUGUCCCACCCAUUUGCCACUGUCAGACCUCAAAACUCCCAUGAUUUAGGUCAUCUUACAAUAAGCAUGCUGGCCAUUGUUUAACCUCACCCACAGAAUAACAAGAUAACUCCUCACAACAUAUACAGGUGUGGGUGUUCCCAAGCUACUCCCUGAGAUAUCACUCCAUUAAAAUGCUGUUGUUUUACAUUCUGCUAUCCCAUGGUUUUGGCAUGUUGGUGUAUAUGUUACUUGUAUUGGGUGCAGUGUUUGUUUACUAUAGAAAGCAGGCAGAGCAUUAAACAUUGAUGUUACAUAA
This is a messenger RNA of Astyanax mexicanus (Mexican tetra), 5212 nucleotides long. RefSeq names its product abhydrolase domain containing 15a (gene abhd15a). The record is from RefSeq and is a predicted model, not a curated record. Gene Ontology annotation, molecular function: monoacylglycerol lipase activity; short-chain carboxylesterase activity. The transcript is spliced from 3 exons. The coding region runs from base 1045 to 2517 and encodes 490 amino acids. NCBI's taxonomy places the organism in Eukaryota, Metazoa, Chordata, Actinopteri, Characiformes, Acestrorhamphidae.